AAAAAAAAAAAUUCUUCCCCUUUCUCUGUUCAACGGCCGAGUUUUCUUGAAUUCUAGGGUUUCGAAUGAUCGAAAGGUGACUCGAUUCUGGCCGUCAACUAACGGCCCAAGAUGGUGGAAGUGAUGGCGGCGGUGAAGAUGGAGGAGAGGUGCUGCGUGGAGAACAAGCAGUCGGCCGCUGAAUCGACGAGCUCUUCAGUGUCAGAGGGGAGUUACGGGUUUGCGAGCCCAUCGCCUGCGGCUUCGAGCCCUGUGGUGUCGUCGUUGCCAGCUCAUAGGAGAACAAGUGGCCCUAUAAGGCGAGCAAAGGGUGGUUGGACACCUCAAGAGGAUGAGACAUUAAGGCAUGCUGUAGAAGCUUACAGGGGAAGAUGUUGGAAGAAAAUAGCUGAAUUUUUCCCAGAUAGGUCUGAAGUGCAAUGUCUACAUCGUUGGCAGAAGGUUCUCAAUCCAGACCUUAUCAAAGGUCCAUGGACUCAAGAGGAAGAUGAAAAGAUCGUUGCACUUGUGGCGAAGUAUGGACCGACAAAAUGGUCUGUUAUAGCAAAAUCACUACCGGGCCGCAUUGGAAAACAAUGUCGGGAGAGGUGGCACAAUCAUUUGAAUCCAAUGAUAAAAAGAGAUGCUUGGUCAGUAGAAGAGGAACUUGCUCUUAUGAAUGCACACCGUGUGUAUGGGAAUAGAUGGGCAGAAAUUGCAAAGGUCUUACCUGGAAGGACGGACAACUCAAUAAAAAACCACUGGAACAGUUCCUUGAAGAAAAAGUUAGAUUUCUAUUUAGCAACCGGUCAACUUCCAGCAACUCCAAAGCCUGCCAUGCAUUAUGGUUCCAAAGACACAACGCACCUAGCUAAUGGACGAUUAUUUUCUUGUUCGAAUAAAACAUCGGAUACUAGUGAGCCAGAUGCAAGAAAUAAAAAUUUAGCAGAAAUUGCUGCUUGCUUAGGUUCCAGUCUGCCUACUGAAUCUUGUAAAUUGGAAGAGAGAGAGGAUUGUUUGGAGCCCUUGCCCUUUAAAUUAUCCCUCACCGAAGCUCUAACAGGUGCACCAGUCACAGUACGUGAUCAUUCUGAUGCUGUUGAAAUUGAUCCUAUCUCUGGGAAUGCUUCAGAUUUGGAGCCACAACUGGCUGAUUUCAGAAAUUCAUGUGAAAUUGAUCAGGAGAGCAAGAAAGCGCAAACUUUGUCGCAGCCUGAAAUCUCUUCUCUUUAUUAUGAACCUCUUUAUUAUGUGCCACCUCGACUUGAAGAUAUCGAUGUUUCUGUGGCAUCUCCUUUACCAACCACAUAUCAGUUUAUGGAAAAAGGAUACACCUUCAGCACAUUUUCAUCACCCAAUAGCUAUCUAACUCCACUGUUUUCAAAUGGAAAGAGUUCAGAUGAGCAAAAUUUUGAAUCCAUUAUAAGAACUGCUGCCAGGAGUUACACAAACACUCCCUCCAUACUAAGCAGAAAGAGGAAAACAGAUUCACCUGUGGCUCCUGAUAGAACUGAUAAGACAAAUAAGGCAAAGAUAAUUGCUGUAAAUACCUCCAGUAGUGAAAAUAUGUGUGGUGCUUCAACUUCAAGCUUAUGCAAUGGAAUUAACAGCAAUAGUUCUCCAGCUUAUCAAUCCAAACGAAGUGCUAGAUUAAAAUCUGUUGAGAAGAAAAAACUGGACUUCACUUCAUUCGAAGAGAGUAUCGAUGGUGGCAACCAAUAUUCGAGCUUGAAACAAAGUGAUCAUCCAGUUGGUUUUGAAAGUAUGACCAGUAAUUUUGCACGUGCAACCAAGUUAGGGGUGACCUAAUGUUUCAACUGUAUGAGAUUCCACAUUGUUCCAUUAGGAGGCUUCAAACGCUCCAGAGUUGAAUAUUAAGCAGGCGAACGACAAUCUGUGGUGUUGAGCUUCUGGUGUUGGAUUUUUUUUUGGAGGAAACAUAUCUCGUGUUACCUGUAAAGCACAAAAUCAGUGUACAUUACAAGCCCUUCCUAUCUAAAAGGGGGAAAAGAGGGGGGUUUUAGCAACUUACAUGACAAUAACUCUUUUUUUAGAACCUUUGUAUAUCUUUACGGAGUAACAUUUUCAUUUUAGGACCAAAGAAUAAGAAUAAAGUUGAUUUCUGAAGAUCAAAUUGCAGGUAGCAUGUAUCUUUUCUGUAAAACUGGUUUGGAGACUGUGUACGGUUUCUCAAUGUGUUGAAUAAAAUUUGCUGUGUUGAUC
Messenger RNA from Asparagus officinalis (garden asparagus), 2202 nucleotides. RefSeq names its product transcription factor MYB3R-3-like. The transcript has 9 exons. Gene Ontology annotation, biological process: regulation of DNA-templated transcription. Gene Ontology annotation, cellular component: nucleus. The coding region runs from base 112 to 1788 and encodes 558 amino acids. Lineage: Eukaryota; Viridiplantae; Streptophyta; Magnoliopsida; Asparagales; Asparagaceae. Gene Ontology annotation, molecular function: RNA polymerase II cis-regulatory region sequence-specific DNA binding; DNA-binding transcription factor activity, RNA polymerase II-specific. The record is from RefSeq and is a predicted model, not a curated record.